AUGAUAUCGAAGCGCAGCCAGUCGCCUGUUGGCCUCAUAGUGGUCACCUUCCUGUCUCUCUGCUCUAUGGGAAUCAUCUUGCACGGGCUGUUGGACCGACCGUUGGAGAAGCACCACCCAAGCCAGCUGUGCGGAAGCUCCGUUCAAGUGAUUGUGGCCAUCAGGACCGCACCUUCCCACUACAGCACGCGCCGAGCCAUCCGGAAGUCUAUAGGAAACGAGGCCACAAGAACUGCGCUCCCUUGGCGCAUCCUCUUCUACAUGGGCUCUACGCAGGAUCCCAAGUCAUCCCGAGUUCUGAGGAAAGAGAUAAAGAAAGAUGAUAUUGCCGUGGCCCCCAUACCAGAUAGCUCCCCGAAUGCCAUACGAAUCUUUCUGGAAAUGGCAGCGUGGCUUCACCAACACUGCAGCGCACAGUACGUUGUCCACAUUAACGACACGACGUUCCCCGAUCUGUUGGGUCUCCACAUGUACAUCGCCAAUCUUAGCGAAGAGGACAACGGCUUUCACUGCAGCGUUCAGCAUUCGGUGAGGGAGCAAAGUGACCCAGCCCAGAAGCAGUUCUUCCUUCCCCAUGUGUUCCCGGCGUACUGCGAAGGAGACGCUUUCGUGUUAAAAACAAAAUUUUUAGAAAUCCUAGUGAACGCGGCAGAAAACAGUCCGCAGUUUCCUCUUUUUGGGCAGUACGUGACAGGCCAGUUGGCCAAGGUUUCGAAUUUGGGACACAAGAACAUUGCGGAGGCAAUGGCUGGGGUGACCGACACAGGAAAGUGGACAGAGCGGAAGCUGUUCAUUACGCGUAUGGUAAAGGUUUCGUUGUGGAAGCUGUAUUGGAUGAAAAUGUUGGUCUGCUACCAGGACAAUGAGAAUAUUACGUCGGAGCUGACUGAACGAAUAAUGAACAAAUUCCAAAUCAAGCUGCUGAACUGA
Ixodes scapularis (black-legged tick) is the source of this 930-nucleotide messenger RNA. Its product is annotated as beta-1,3-galactosyltransferase 9-like. The record is from RefSeq and is a predicted model, not a curated record. The transcript has a single exon. Gene Ontology annotation, molecular function: hexosyltransferase activity. Gene Ontology annotation, cellular component: membrane. Lineage: Eukaryota; Metazoa; Arthropoda; Arachnida; Ixodida; Ixodidae. Bases 1 to 930 code for a protein of 309 amino acids.